AUGGCAGAAUCAUUUCCCUUGGACCAAUCGAUGUUGGACAAAUGGCGUGAUCGUCUACGAGAUAUCGACUUCUGGCUAAAAGGGUAUCUCCACAGCGAUGCAUACUAUAGCUUGCGGAAAAAAUUGGUUGCCUAUAAGCACAUACAGUGGAAUGUCGGGGUCGGACCGACAGCAAGUUUCACACAAGCUAUAAUAAGCAUCAUCUGGGAGGAAAAGAUGAGGUUGGAUGGUCCCUUUGAUCAUGUAAUCGAGGUGGACAUGAAGCAAGCAUCAAGGUCAAGGACGAGGCUCAACAUUAAUGAGAGACUGGCCAUCAAAGUGGCAGAGCAGCUCGGUCUGCUCGCUCUCAACCAAGAAUAUUAUUACAGCAGGCUCAAGGAAGAAGAUUAUGAGUUGCAGUACUAUACGUACGGGAUGAUGGAUUGCUCAGACUCACUACACAACUUGUCAAGGUCAAUGGUUCCUCACAUUCUUCAAAAGCUGUUGGGGAAGAGGUACAUGCUUGUGGUUCAGAACAUAGACGAGCCAAUCAAGAUUGAUGCUUUAACACAGGAGGUAGGACUUCCACCUCCUGCGUGGGAAGGCUCUUUCUGGAUCAUGUCCACCACCUCCGAAGAUGUCUAUGACGAUAGCAAGUCAUCAGAUAACGAGUGUGUCGUCCAAUCCUUUACUGGGGAUGAUAUAUUGAUCCUUGCUGUCUACUCACUACAUCAAGCAGCUAAGUACAUAUCUAAUGUGAUCGCCAACAAAGACGAGCAGCAUUGGCACCUUGUGUCCCUUUGGUGCUUCCACUAUGUUGUAAUACUGCUCAAUCCUCCCUUUGCUGGUGGCAUCGGCGAGAAGUCCUUGAACAAGCUAGAGAAGCGGGUCGUCGUGCCAUCCUCUGUCAUGCCCCUUGGCCGCCGGCGAUUGACCGCCGUAGACGUGACAUCCUCGCUCUUGGAUAGUGAUGAUGAUGCACCCUUGGAUAGUGAUGAUUAUGGAUCCUUGGAUAGUGAUGAUGAUGCAUCCUUGGAUAGUGAUGAUGAUGCAGUCGUCACCUCCUCCUCGGCUGUUGAGGUUGCCCCCAUCCUGCGUGCUGCCAAUGAGGUGGAGGCCAUCAACCCACAUGUCGCCUUCCUCUGCCGCUUCUAUGCCUUCGAGAAGGCUCAUUGCCUUGACCCAUCCCACGAGGGUCGAGGUGUCAGCAAGUUCCUAACUGCACUCCAACGAAGGCUUGAGAGGGAUAGCGACUCAACACUUAGGGGAAGGGUCAAACGUAAUGACUCCAGAGAAAUGAAGAGUUUCUUGCAGCACUACCACAAGAAGUACAUCCAGGAAGUGCUGGAAGAUCCUAGUAUAGUGGACAAGAGUCAACUCAGUAAAAGGUAUCAAACCGCUGCUGUGCUAUCUGAAGUGCAAUCUGCUGUGUACCACGGGCUUAGGAUUCCUGAUGCACUGGAAAAAGAUAUUACCUCAGAUAAGUAUGAGCUGAUAUGGCAAUGGGCCUCCCACGGCAUCCUACUUGCCACCAAAGGAACUGUCCGAGAAAGAAUAGGGGAGGUGACAGACAACUACCACGGCAAAUACAAUGAUGACAAUGUAUAUCAAGUUGGAAAUGUCAUCCUUGAGACAUUUCAGGAGUACUCAUUGCUACAGCUACCCUUUUCUUCUAAAGCUAUUAAAGCUGAUGAUGCCACGAAGACAGCUGCACACUUCUUAGCAUAUCACGGCCUCAUUGCAGAGCAGCUGGCUAUAGAUGAACUUUGGGAUGACCAUCAUCAUCCUAGGUUGGAGCACAUGAGGUGGAUCUCACAUGUGGAUGACCGAGGAUGGCAAAUAAGUAGAGAAUGGUUGAGCCACGGGCCUAGGGGCCCGACCACACAUAUUGAAAGGCGUUGCUCACCAAGCCUUUUUGCGAAGCUUGAUCAAUUGUUGUUGCCCAAGCUCCUUGAUCUUCAUGUUCUUGAUCUCUCAUAUACUGAAGUAGAAUCACUCCCUCCUUCAGUCUGCUAUCUACAAAAACUCCAAUUGCUUUUCCUCAAGGGAUGCCAUAAACUCACAAAUCCAUUCAGCUUUCCAAGUACCAAAAGAACAAUCCCUGGAAAAAAUAGCAACAAUAGGAUUAACUUGCUCUACCUAGAUCUCUCCUACUCAAAUGUAGAAACUUUUGAUAGUGACUUCUUCCAUAACAUGCCUAGUCUACAAGAGCUCCUGCUUGUCGGUUGCUUCAACCUUGUGGAGUUGCCACCCUCCAUUGCUACAUUGUCUAGUCUAACAACACUCAAGCUCCCAAGGACUCGGAUAAAAUCUUUCCAUUACUGGGAGAUAUUUAACAAAAUGAAGAAGCUCCGUUCACUUGAGCUAAUUAACAAUGGGGGGUUCGAAACUGAGAAAGAGCUAAAACUAGAAGGGCAUCCUACCCUAAGAUCAUUCUUAUUGGUUAGCGCACCCUAUAUAAGGAGAUUGUCCUUGAAUGGAUGUAGAAAUCUGGAGUCUGUGGACACUCUCAAGAAGUUUAAUACUUUAGAGGAGCUUGAUCUUUCUGCUACUGGUAUCAACGAGCUCCCAGCCGACAUCCCUAAUCUACCCUGGCUUGGACGAUUGCUUCUCAUAGGUGUUCCUGCUCUAAGGCGCUUUCCUUGGCAUGAUCUGAAACGACUCCCAGAUAUGUUUUGCUUGGAUCAGAGCUUGGAGGGAGAGGGAGUUCAUUCUAGUCCACAAGUUGCUCAGAUGGUAUCUGUCUCAACCUAUGCUGAUGUAAAACAUAGCUAUCUAACAGAGGGAGUCUCUAUGGUAUCAAUGGAUGACAUGCUUCCCUUCCAGGUGACCGAGCGUCAUGUGGAGAUCUCAGCAGUAGAUCGGUAUCCCGCCGGUCUAACCCAUGUUCUAGAGGUCACCAAGUCGCUCCCUUGCCUCCAAAAGAUACGCCUCCAGGAGUUGCCACUGCUGGAGCAUCUCUACGUUGGCGACGCCAUCCUCACCGCACCCAAGUGGGAGGAGUUCCAGGUCCGUGGGUGCUGGAGCUUGCGUCGUCUCCCUCGCCUCCACCAACAACCAGACAAGGCCGUGAAGCAGGGGUCUGGGGACUGGGCGGCCAGCCCCGCCGACGCGCCGUGGCUCAGCAGCAGUGCCGCUGGUCGCCUGCUGCUGCUGAGCGCGGGCGCGGAGAGCCAGAGUCCAAAGAGGAGAGUGUGA
Messenger RNA from Miscanthus lutarioriparius, 3177 nucleotides. Lineage: Eukaryota; Viridiplantae; Streptophyta; Magnoliopsida; Poales; Poaceae. The record is from the annotation of a GenBank genome assembly.